This is a messenger RNA of Leguminivora glycinivorella, 1508 nucleotides long. Its product is annotated as CRAL-TRIO domain-containing protein C3H8.02. The record is from RefSeq and is a predicted model, not a curated record. The transcript is spliced from 4 exons. The coding region runs from base 195 to 869 and encodes 224 amino acids. NCBI's taxonomy places the organism in Eukaryota, Metazoa, Arthropoda, Insecta, Lepidoptera, Tortricidae.
UCAUUUGUCUGUGGUCUCGUCUCUCUGUGUUGUGUUGUGUUGUGGUAGAGUUGAUAAGAAAACAUGUUUUUGAAUAAUUUAAAGUCAGUUUUCUUGUUCUAGCUUCUAGGAUUAUUAUACGUAUUACGUUUUGACCAAAUUGGGUUAUAGCCCACUUUACGAGAAUAUAAAUAUAAAUAUCUUGUUGUUUAAACAUGGCAGAGGAUCUAAAACCAGUAAAUGAAGACGACUUGAAGCAGUUAAAAGAACGGAUGAAUAUAAUAGUUAGCGCUGAUCCGGAACAGUACCACAACGAUUUCUCUCUACGGCGGUAUCUACGUGCCUUCAAAACUGUCGAUAACGCUUUCCAGGCAAUAAUAAAAACGAACAAAUGGCGUGCAGAGUAUGGUGUGAGUGACUUGCACAAGGAUGCUGAACUGAUAGAGAAGUACUCGAGCAAGGCCCGCGUGCUGAAGCACCGCGACAUCGUCGGGAGGCCCGUCGUCUACAUCCCCGCCAAGAACCACAGCUCCAGCGACCGCAACAUUGAUGACCUCACCAAGUUUAUUGUUUACUGCUUGGAAGAUGCCAGUAAAAGAUGUUUCGAGGAAGUGGUUGACAACCUGUGCAUAGUGUUCGACCUGAAUGGGUUCACCCUCUCGUGCAUGGACUACCAGGUCCUGAAGAAUCUGAUCUGGCUGCUGAGCAGGCAUUACCCGGAGAGGCUCGGGGUAUGUCUCAUCAUUAAUGCACCCACAUUUUUCUCCGGGUGCUGGACUGUUAUUAAAGGAUGGUUGGAUGAAAACACCUCAAGUAAAGUAACCUUUGUGAACUCCGAGAUGGAUCUCUGUCAGUACUUGAUACCGGACAUCUUGCCGACUGAUGCUUAACAGGCAGUCAGAUGGUGUCAGGACCAUCCUUAUGAAAAUAUUGACAAGGCAAUUAUCAUAGAGAAAUGAGUAAGAAUCAUACAUCGGGGUUUUGGGAGCGGGAAUGAUUUACACUAGCCCAAAAAGGGUGAAAACGAUGAACAACAGACAUUACUGUAACAUUUCUAGGUACAUUAGGAGCCCAGAUACAUAGUUUAAUCUAUAUUUCAGUAAUUCAAGUUACUAUAAACAGAGUUAUAAAUACACAAAUUCAUUCCCGCUCCCAAAACCCCGAUGUAUGGUAAGAAUAGUGUGCCUACACCAUACCUCAAAGUUUUAGUAUCAACACCAUUAUGUGGAUAAUGUUAGUGAAUGUGUUAAAUCAUAUUAUCAUAAUGGUUUAGUAUGAAAACUGCUGUAUGAAGUGAGCACAUUUUUUACUUAUGUAUUUCUCCAUGGACUGGACAAGGUACAUGAUUUUGGGUAAAAGUAGUGUAUGUAAAAUUAUUUACCUGUAGGCCUAAGUUAUCAUUUGUAAUUUUAAGUCUAUUUUCUGUCACUGUGUGUCACUUCAAAGCCUAGGUAAAGUUGACAGGGACAAAUUUAAUAAACUCAAUGAGUUCAUAGGUGGAAUAUUUUAUUACAUGACGUAAAUUAUAA